UAGACUACUUGGAAGCGCGUACGUACGGUACACUUGUAUAUAUAGAUUUGCUAAUUGAUUCCUCCUGGCGAAUUGGAAAGAAUAAUUUCCGUCAAACUGCAUCCGAAAACUCCACACUGACUUUUUUUUUUUUGGAGCUUUUCAUUAAUUACCGGUCUUUGUUUUGAAGGCAAGCCUUUCAACUCCCUACUCCAAACUCCACACUGACUUUUUUUUUGGAGCUCUUCAUUAAUUACACAUCUUAUGCCAUUUUAUGCUGUUUUAGCCUUGAGUUUCCUUUCUUGGAUUUUCUCUUCUUGAUCUGUGCUUUAGUUUGCUUAGUUUUUCUUCUUUGUAUGACGUCCUUUAUUUCAUUUCUUUAGUCAACAGCAAGGAUGAUAACGGGGGUUUAAGGGCGGCCUCAACAGAAACGAUAAAAAGGAAAAGCUUCUUUAAUGGAAAUCGCUUCAGGAAAAUGGUUAUCUGAACUGGAAAUGGGGGAUCCCACGUUUUUCCCACAACAGCAAAUGAUGAACCCUAUUGACUAUCCAUUUGAUGAUAUAAAUUUCCAAUAUUUUUCUUCUGAGAGCUAUUCAUCAUAUCCAAAUGUCGACCAGAAAUUCUCCCACAACAAUAAUAUCAAUGGUUUAUGCAUUGAAGCUAAUUUUCAUCAGAUCGACGACUUUAAAAGGCCAAUCAAACAACAGAUCAAGACCACCAGCUGGAACUCUUGUAUCACAGAAAACAUCCCACCAAAGGCCGCUCCUUCCUCCUCUUCCCAUAUAAUCUCCUUCGACAACUCAAAUUCAUCAGCAGCUAUAUCUCAGCAAUACUAUGGUCUAGACUGUGAUGAAAAACCAAAAAAUGAGGUUUCAAAAAGGGUCGGUUCAUUGACUAGGACUCCAUUACAUUCUCAAGAUCAUGUAAUUGCUGAAAGAAAACGCCGUGAAAAGCUCAGCCAGAUGUUCAUAUCUCUUUCAGCACUUAUUCCUGGCCUGAAAAAGAUGGACAAGGCUUCUGUUCUUGGAGACUCUAUCAAAUACAUGAAACAGCUUCAAGAGCGAGUGGCUACGCUUGAGGAACAAGUGGCUAAGCAAACAGUGAAAUCAGUGAUUUUUGUGAAGAAAACCCAAAUUUAUGCAGAUGAUGAGACAUCUUCAUCUGAUGAGAACUUUGAUAGCCAACCUAACAAGCCCUUCCCCGAGAUCGAAGCAAGAGUUUCAGACAAGGAUGUGCUCAUUAGAAUCCACUGCGAGAAACAUAAAAGGUGCAUAUCAAAUAUCAUAAAUGAAGUGGAAAAGCUUCAUCUCUCUGUGGUCAAUAGCAAUGUCUUGCCGUUUGGACAAGCUACUCUUGACAUAACCAUUGCUGCUAAGGUAAUUUCACAACCUUUUAGAAAUUCUGGCCAGGAACUUUUAUUUGUUUCUUCCUUUUCUAUUCAAUGUUUUGUUUAACUAAAAGUUCUAAUUACAACCCUUGAUUUAGCCUUAAUUUCAUGGUUAUUGUUGCAGAUUGAAACUGAGUUUUCAAUGACAGUGAAGGAUCUUGUUAAAAGCCUACGACUUGUAUUGCUGAAGUUCACUUGAUGAACUUGCAAAACGAUGUACACGUUAAGAAAACAAGAUUGCCCAUUGAUUUCCAUUUGAUAGGGAGAAAAUAACUAGGAAUUUAAGCCCUGUAGAGUUUUUUCUUUCUCCUUUUUUUUUUUGGAUCAUUGAUAAUUUUCUAUAUAGUUUAUCUUUGUUGGUUUUUUCCUCGGACCUUAAAGAGAGUAACAAUAUGGCCCGGAAAAUUUUCUCUCAAUAACAGGCGCUCUUCCUAGUUAAAUAAAUAGGAUGCCUCAAUUAAAAGAUUAGUCUGAUGGGUGAUUAUUAAUUUGCUAAAAGUA
Durio zibethinus is the source of this 1867-nucleotide messenger RNA. NCBI's taxonomy places the organism in Eukaryota, Viridiplantae, Streptophyta, Magnoliopsida, Malvales, Malvaceae. The record is from RefSeq and is a predicted model, not a curated record.